AUGCGCGCCGCGGCCUCACGGGCGGUGGAAUUUUCUUCCGGGGUGCGGCCCGCUCGGGGGGUUUCGCUUCCGGGACGGUGCUGCGGGCCCUUCCCACCCCCGCCAGGGGAAGGGGGCAAAAAGCUUUCAGACCUUCUUACUACAUCAGAAGAAAAAAGGAAAACAGCAAGAUACCACCCCCAUUUCCUCCCCUUUGCAUGUGACUUGUAACAUUACAGUAGGGUUGUGCACCUGCAACUGGGACAGCCAUGGAGAAGAGUGGGAAUAUUCAGCUGGAGAUUCCUGACUUCAGUAACUCUGUCCUGAGCCACCUGAAUCAGUUACGCAUGCAGGGUCGCCUGUGUGACAUCGUGGUCAACGUCCAGGGGCAAGCUUUCCGCGCUCACAAGGUGGUGCUGGCUGCCAGCUCGCCCUACUUCCGUGACCACAUGUCCUUGAACGAAAUGAGCACUGUUUCCAUUUCUGUCAUCAAGAACCCUUCUGUUUUUGAGCAGCUCCUUUCCUUUUGUUACACUGGUAGGAUAUGUCUGCAGCUGGCUGACAUCAUCAGUUACCUAACGGCUGCCAGUUUCUUGCAGAUGCAGCACAUCAUAGACAAAUGCACGCAGAUUCUCGAGGGAAUUCAUUUCAAAAUUAACGUGGCAGAGGUGGAAGCAGAAUUGAGCCAGACCAGGACAAAGCAUCAGGAGAGACCACCGGAGUCCCACCGGGUGACGCCAAAUCUAAAUCGUUCUCUAAGCCCGCGUCACAACACCCCAAAGGGGAGUCGCCUGGGUCAGGUUAGCACAGUGCUGGAUAUUCGGGAGCUCAGCCCACCUGAGGAGUCCACCAGCCCCCAGAUAAUUGAGCAGAGUUCGGACGUGGAAAGCAGGGAGCCCAUACUACGGAUUAACAGAGCGGGACAGUGGUACGUUGAGACGGGAAUGGGAGACCGUGGGGGACGGAAUGACGACGAUGUUCGGGUGCUGGGAGGAGUACGCAUUAAAACGGAGAACCUGGAGGAAUGGCUCGGGGCAGAGCAUCAGCCGUCAGGAGAAGAUGGGAGCAGCGCUGAGGAGGUCACUGCUAUGGUGAUCGACACCACGGGCCACGGAUCGAUGGGCCAAGAGGCUUACGCGUUAGGGUCCUCUGGCGCCAAAGUGGUCAGGCCAACCAGCAGUGAGAUUGACAGAUUUAGCCCUUCUGGCAGCAUGGUUGCUGUGACUGAGCGGUACAGAUCAAAAAGCGAGUCUCCCGGGCGGAUGGAUGAGCCCAAGCAGCCCAGUUCCCAGGGGGAGGAAUCAGCCAUGCUUGGAGUGAGCGGUUAUGUGGAGUAUCUCCGGGAGCAGGAGGUUUCAGAGCGCUGGUUCCGGUACAACCCACGGCUCACUUGUAUUUACUGCGCCAAAUCCUUCAACCAGAAAGGCAGCCUGGACCGGCACAUGCGUCUCCACAUGGGCAUCACACCUUUUGUCUGCCGCAUGUGUGGGAAAAAGUACACCCGCAAGGAUCAGCUGGAGUAUCACAUCCGCAAGCACACAGGCAACAAGCCCUUUCAUUGCCACGUCUGUGGUAAAAGCUUCCCUUUCCAGGCCAUCCUCAACCAGCACUUUCGCAAGAACCACCCUGGCUGUAUGCCUCUGGAGGGGCCUCACAGUAUCUCCCCUGAGACCACCGUCACGUCUCGGGGGCAGGCAGAGGAAGAAUCUCCUCCACAGGAGGAGGCUGUUGCUGUGGGGGAGACAGCACAGGGAUCUGUGUCCACGACUGGGCCAGAUUGAAACACGGCUGCAGAGUCUGGGGAGAAAGGACCAUCUUCCCAUUUUUGGCUCUAAAGAGUCAGCACCAACCUGGCAGGCUGGUACUGUAAUUAGUGCAAUGCCACCACUGGACAGAAAGAAGCUCCCAAGAUGUUGCCAAAAUAGAAAAAUCUUUCUCUCUCUCUCUUUCUCUCACCCCCCACACACACACACGUAGAGUGUUAAAAGUUUUUCUCCCUUGUUCCUCCUCCUCUUGGAGAAAAACAAAACAACUGUGUCAAUCAACUUCUUAUUCAGGGAUCAACAGGAUUUUAAAUUUUUUUAAUGUUCCGUAGUGAUCUGGGACGAGCAGUCAUUUGUAUUUCUCGACAGCGUUUUGGCCCAGCAGCUAGGUCCCGCUGGCAGUACCAGCCGUCAGCCAUGCAGACCCAGUGAGCUUAGCCUGCGGGGCUGCUCCUUGUCAUAUCUGCUGGUCCAGCUCAAGAGGAGAGCAGGGGCAAGGUGCCGUUGCCUUCCUCCAUUCCCCAGGUAGUUGCCACGUUAAAGAAAACAAAGACUGUCCUGGUGGAACCUGCCUUGCCCAAGUGUAUUUAUCCCUGUCUUAUUUUUGGUGUGUCUCUUUUUACCUUUUUACUGAAACUAUUAUUUUAGGGCUUUUGGCUUGCCCGUUCUAGGCGUGCAGCCUCAACGCCCCUUGUUAAAAGCGGGCACGGCUAUAAAGCGGUAUUCUAGAGGUCAGCAAAAUUUGAAGCGCUUCGGCUACUGAAAGUGAAAUUUAGCAGCUGAAAUUUAGACUCUGAUGCAUUGGGAGAAGGGUUGGAGGGGUCUUUCGGAGGAGGUUGUCCUUUGCUGUUGCUGAUCUGGAGAGUUCAGAGCACUCUGACAUCCUGACUGGUGCGCUGCUGUGCUUCAGGUGUUGCUGAGCGUUAGGAAGAGUUUUUCUGGACUGGCUGAAUUGUGGAGUUAGAGGCUGGCUACCAAAGUCGUCCUUCACCCCUACUCCCCCCUUGACACGCACUUGAUCUUUUUCAGCAAUAUGGUAUACUGAAAUACUAUUGUCCCAGCUGAGCAAUCGUGGGUGGUUGCUUUUAAACAUGUUUCUACAAACUAGUUUGAUAACUUUUCUAUCAAUGAAAUGCAAAAAGAAAACCCUACUUUAUUUCCUCAUAACGGUUCAGGAAACUUAAAAGUGAAUGGUUCCUAGAGCAAUCACAACUCUGUCCCCUUGCAUGGACUUAACCUUUUGUAUUCUAAGCAGCUCUGAUGUUUAGAGCAAGUUAAGCAAAGCCGGAGAGACAUGCCUGCAUUGUGUAUUGUAGGUGUUUGCACGUGCUUACGUGUUUCAUAAACGGAAAAGCAUGGGACAGGUAGAUAAGUGCAAAUAUCUUGACAUCUUUUGAAGAAGUCUUUUAAAAAAUAUGCAAUACUUUAAGAGUUUUCUCUGGUUCUGAUGCCGAGUUGUUCAUGAUGGAGGGGGAAAAUGAACGACAGGUUGCGCAGAUUGGGUUUGGGAGAGGACAUUUGGUCGAAGGAGUUCUCUUGAGGAUGUGUAACAUGUACAAUACGGAAGGAUGAAGUUCUGAUCCUUAAGGUGAUGGGAGGAACAAUGAGACAUUGAAAAAGGAAUACACUUCAUCUUGCUCUGGCAAAGCAAGGCAGGUGAGCAGUUGGAGUGUGGGCUUGGCAGGCAGGAGACUUACCGAGUGAAAAUGAAGCCUGCUCCACAGUCUGACUGCACAAUUUUGGGCACAUGGAAACAUCUCCAAGUCUCGCUUUCCACACCUGCAAAUUGGGACUCAGGAUCAUUUUCCUGCCCCUUUAAAGGGAAGAAUUUGGAGAAGGGUGAUGUAUACUUGCCUUGCUUUAUAUAUUUUUCUCUUUUAUAAGUGAGGGGUCUUACUGUUCCUCCCAUGUCUCUCAAAAAGCAGAUGUGGCUCUAAUGUUUUUCUGGGGAGGGGGAAGGGAAGGGCUUGGAGCCAGGAUCCCAUGUAAUGAGGAUGUGCUCCUAAGAGAGGAACCUUUGCAGGUGUUCUGAGUCGGGCACCUGCAAAGUACAAUUUCAUUGACCAUUUCAAACAGGAAAACUGAUAUUUCACCUUCGGUUUCCUUCUGUCCCUUCUUCCUCCUCUCCUGUCAAGUGCAUCGUCACACAGUGAAUGAUUUUCUAAGCGGCCACCCGAGGGACCAGCCCCACUGGGUUUCCUGUCGAAGGUCAAACAGGAUUGUACUGAAACAGUAAGGUUUCCAGAGAGCAGUCGCAGAAGAUGAGAGAUAAGAGGGUGGCUAAGGUAGGUUUCGUUGCAAUCGAGGUGCGGAGGAGAGGAGAUGUGCAGAGUAUGCUGCUUUAGUCAUAGCUUUUGAAGUUACCAAAAAUCAAAAAGAAGAAAGUUAAAAACUUUGAAAUCCUAUCCUGUUCACACUAGAGAGCAUCAAAAGUUACUUUUAGUUGCUUAAAAGAUUUUUAAGUGUUUUAAAAUAGAACUUUUAAAAGAAUACUACCAAACUAUAAAAACAUAAAAUUAUUUAUAUACAUAUAUUAUAUAUAAAUAUAGUGGGAAAGUUUCCCUGCUAAGCUUGCUGUGAAGAGAAGGGUGAAGGUGCAGUAACUGCUAUACAAGCAACAUUUUUCUGAAACAGAUGGCAACCGAUCCAUCAAAGCAUAGUGAUGAAGGGCUGACAUAAAAUGGUGAAUGCCUUUAUUCAUAUGGCAUAGCUGUGAGUUUGUUGAGCAGGUUUUUGUUUUACUGUAUCGAUACUGUGAACGGAGGAGCAUUCUAACAGUCCAGGAUGCCAGCAGCGCGUCCUGUUUUGCUGAUUCACUACUUUCAAUUGGCCUGGUGAAAACCAUGAAAUUGGUCCUUCAUAUCAUACUGGGCUAGUCUGAAAACAAAGCUUGUGAAAGGUUUUUAUUUUUUCCUCUUUUUUUUUUUGGUGCAGAGGUUGCCACUGUAUAAACGAUCAUUUCUGAUUGCAUGCAAAAGAGCCAAUAUUCUUGCCCGGGCCUCGCUGAGGUGAAGUUUAUAGCUUGUAGCUAGAGUCAGUAUAAGGUAUGGUAGUGGGAAUCAUUUUAAUAUUAUUUCUGUACAUUUAGUGGAUGUAUAUGUGUAUGUAUGUGUGGGAAUCAUGGUGUCUCUAAUGUUUUCUCGGACAGCGCUGAAAGCAGUUUAGGCCUAUCCGCACUAGAAGAUGGAACCAGUUCAGAAGGAAUCAUUUAUUAAACUUUUCUUUCAGUGGUUGACUUCUUCAGUGCAGAUAAGGCCAAGGUUCGAGAAAAAAGGGGUUGGAGGUCAUAUAUGGUAUGGAAGAACCUCAUGUGAAUUUUCUGGCAGUGGUAUAGCUACUUGGAGCUGCUUUCCAUAACAGAAUGAUACCAUCUUUCAUUGCCUCUCCAUUGGCAAACCGUGUAGCUCUUUACGGUUGCACCAAAGCUGUGGAGAAUCAGAUGCCAACUUUCCAAGUGCGAAUGCUUCUGUGAUGGGUUGAGGCACAGCUUUGCAUUUCCAUGUCUAGCUGCAGCUUUUUCCCCCUCUGCCAAAACUGUGAUUUCAACUGUGAUUUAAGGAGGAUGUGAAGAGAACUCUGUCGUAUUUUAAUACCUCUGUACGUAACAUUUCUGUCUGCUUCAGAGUUGGGGCUUACUAACCCAUUUGUUUGCUUGCCUCAGGCAACAGGGGGAACAUACUGUUUCUGCGGUUUUCUUUCCCGGAGGGGGAACACAUUUCUUCGUUCUUUGCUGCGGCAGAGAAACCUUCCAAAUGUGAAGUGUUGCAGUUAUCUCCUUGAGCCUGCAGAAAGCCCCGGUGCCAAGUCACAGCAGAGUGACAUGACGGUUGCUGUGGCUGUUCCCUGCUGCUGCCAGGUUCCCUGUGAAUAGCUGUGAAAAUAACAAGAAUUGUGUUAAUACUGUGCUGCUGCUUUGGUGAAAAGCUAAACCUCUUCCUCUUGGGAGGAUGACUGAUGUGAAGCUGGGAGAGGGAAAAAGCAGAAGGUCUUUUUGCUCUCUUGCAAUGGGAGUAUGUGAAAGCAAACCGUGCUUAUUUCCAGCAGCUAGAUAGAGAGGGAUGAAUGAGGAGGCUUUAUGAAAUGUGAAUUUAUAACAGGAGGCUGAGAACACACUUAGAGCCACUUAGUAAGGUCCAGGGAUAUCAGCCUGGUAGGAGUCAGAGCAGCCGAUGCAGAUGGGCAAUCCCUCACUUGUCCUCCCAGCAUUGUCCGGCCAUCAGGUUCAGUCCUUUGACUUACCUGCAUCUUCUCUACAAUAUUUUCAAGCUGUGAUCUGUAUAAUUUAACUUUCAGAAGUUUGCGUGGCUGAAGGGCAGGAAGAAUAGAAAGCGCUUUGUGUCUCUGCUGCUGUUUUAAAUCCAGCCGAGGUCAGUGGUGACUGUUCCCAUCUGACAGCUCUUCAGAGCUGGAACUGCAUUUGGAACAAGCUGCGAUCUUGCUGAAAAGUGUAGUGGGGCAGGCUUGGUGGGGAGGGCACAGAGCCAGGAUUUCAGCCCUCUGUGAGGUCAGGGCUGAAAUAAAUGGACAGGACAGAUCUCCCUGCUUGUCCUGCUCUUGUUUUGUGACAGCUAGAUGACUUUGUUUUCCAGGGCGGGCCGUCCCACGCCUCUACGCCGUAUUAAUUUCACUUAAAAGCGUGAUGCCCAGUUCAAUAAAUGAUGCUAAGCAGUCCAGUCUUCAAGCAGAGUUCUUCUGCCGCCUUUGGGUGAUUCAACCCUAACGAUGCAUUUGCAAGAGCAGAGUUGUAGCUUUUAUUUGCUGCUGACUUCAUCUCUCCUGCAGAACCCAAGGUAUAAAUAGAAAGACAGCUGAAAAGGUGCACUUUAUUUGGGUGGAAGGUAGCUUGUGAGGUGGAUGGAAUCAUGCAUCUUUAAAACCAACAAAAAUUAGCAACCCUUAAACUUAAUUAUUUAAACUUUAUAAAAUUCUUCUCUUUGAUCCAUGACAUGCCUGCCAAUUUAGCCAUACCAGCAGCCAAGUGUUUCUGCAAAUGAGUGACACCAAAUGCUGUUCUUGCUCUACCAGAAAUAUUUUGGGGAUGGGAGAAGUCAAGGAGCUGUAACUCAGGAAACUUCUAAUUUUUGUCAAGGUUUGGGCUCCAAGUUUCCCCUGGGAGCUGAGCCCAUAGUCAGGGCUGCAGUCAGAAAGUCUGGGGUCUUUCGAUGGAGCUGCUGCUGACCACCACCGUAGCCUCAUCUGGCGAUAACGAUAUUCUGAGAGAUGAGCAUUACUCCUGUCAUGAAGUGAGAUCCAUGCACAGAGCUUUGAUGUCUUCAGUGGAAGGUCCUAAAGAGGAGCUAAGUAUCUUUAUUUUAAUCAUUGUCAUUCAAAGGAUAUUUUAAUAUAAAAUACAUACAUAUAUAUGUAUGUACAUUUAUAUAUAUAUAUAUAUAUAUAUAUUUGUAACCAAAUAAAAGCUAGAACUAUGCAAACACUACUGGCUGCUGCUUGAAACUAAUGUCUACCAGAACAUUAUGGAAUAGAGUAGAUUUGUUGGGGUUUUUUUGUUUUUAAAUAAAAUGCAGCAGACCAAAGUUUUGCUGCAGUUAGUCUUACUAGAAACUUAGGUUAUUCCUAAUCUGGAACCCACUCAAGUGGGUUAUAAAAUUAUCUGAAGAGUCCUACCAUCUCUAAAAUAUUUCCAUCUGCCUUGAUAUUAUUGCUGAAAGGCUUUCUUUUGCAAAACAUAGGAAAACACAGAGGCUGGGACUAGGAGAGAUUGAAUGUGAUGUUUGGGAUGAUAGAAGAGAAGUAGAAUCAAGGAAGGACUGGGAGCAUUUUCUUUUGGACAUAGGAUUGAGUUGGCUUCAAAGAAUCUUCCUACUUGUGAAAAUGUCCAUCGCUAGGAUGGAGGCAGUGAUCGAAGCAUCACCAGGCUGAAUUCUGGUGCUGGUGGAGGUAUUGGAAAUCUUCCCGCUGAAUCUGAUGGCACCAGACUUUAUUCUGCUGGGAGAAAUUUCAUGUGGUUUCUACCGUUUCUUUGUGUCAGAUGCGAUCUUUGCUUUUAAGAUUAAUUACAAUAUAUCCAACUGUAAUCUUCAGUGACCAUUGACUUUUUAUUCCUGGGACUAUAGAAAAUUCAGGUUUCCUGUAACAUUAUCCUCAUCCCAACUGUGAACAAGUUACUACUGCUUCUUAUAAUUUAUUGUCUUUCUGUUCCUGAACGUCUGGGUGAUCCAGCUGUUCACCAGCGCCACCUUCCAGUGCUUCAUUAGCUUUUAUGCACAGGGAAUUGUUGCAAUGGAUGAGUUGACCACGCUAGUUGGAAGAGUAGAAGCCUUUGCAGAAUGACUUUUGCUUCCUCUAGCUGUCAUUAGGGAGUGCACACACACAUACCUGUAUAUACAUAUAUAUGUAUACAUAUAUAAAGUGUUUCAAUAUAAACUCAUUUAGCAUUAUUCUUAUUUAAUUUAUAUUUUAAUCCAGUUGUAAACCAAAGUAUUACAGCUUGUGAAAUGAUGUGUCUCGGAAAUAGGAGGAACCUUUUUAGAUGGGAGCUCUGAAAGAUCUUUGCUGACAAAAACAUGGAUACGAAUAAGACUUAAGAACUUGUGCUGCUGAAUCCUAGAGAUUUGCAGCCUUGGAAGGAUUUAAGACUUGCUGGGUAAAGUUUGGUGGUGGGGAGGCAGUGUGGGUUACCAUUUUAAAACACUGCUGGUUGUUUUUUUCUCAUCCAGUAUAACUUGGUAUUGGAGGAGUUGCUACAAAAGCAGUACCACGGGGCGUCUGAUGGAGAUGAGGCGUGUGGUUAAAGCUAAGAGGGCGAUGUCAGGUAGCGCCGUCUGCUUUUGGUGACUUCUGUUCACAGUUCUGCAUUGAGGUGUGCUGGGUUCAGCUCUGGGCAUCUCAGUACCACCUUGUCAAACGACCCCGCAGGGAGCUGGUCAGUUGAUGGUUUGAAUGAGUGCAUUAAAAGUGUGACUCGGCAGUGUUUCUGCUGCUGGACUUUUCCAGCAGAAUCACUUUGGAGUCUGCCACCCUGCUGUCCCUGCUGGUCACAAAACCUGGGGCUUCUGCCCUGCCUCUUGAAUUGGGAUGCUUUAAGGAAGCAUGAGGACUUGCCUACCAGAAUGCCUCAAGGAAAUCCCCUGCAAGGGAAAAUGAGGCAGGAAUUUAGGUGCGGGUUUGCGGAAUCUAAAGCGAAUCCAUAUGGUCCUCUGCCUGACCCCUUCCUUACAAAUGCAGGGUUUGGAUGAAUUUUUGUAAACGCAUGUAGAAAAGAUGGGACAGGCUGUUUCAGUGCUGGCACUGCUUCUGCCUGCAUCCCCUUUGGCUUGCUGUUUCUUGCUGUGGUAUCUAAUAAGGGUUGGAGCUGAGAAGCGUUUGUUGAGGUGGGAGUACAGCAGCCACCGAACCAGGUGCUCCUGGGCUUUGGUUCAUCUGUGCUGUCAGAGUGAUUAAAGCAACUCAUGAGAUGGGGUUCAGGGUCUUCUGAAGGCUUGGAAAUUGCAGUAUUUUUCAUGGUACUUAACAGUUUUGUAGGAAAACAAGUAUGUUCUGGCAAGCCUAGAAAUAAAAAAGGAGAAGACAGCAAAUCAGACUGUAGUCUGGCACAACUGGGAGCUAGAGAGAGGAAGCCACAAAAACAGCUGCUGAUGUAUUUAGUGUCUAAUUUAUGGUUUUAGAAAACCAGCCGUUGCUAUUUACUGAAGUCUAGAGGUGGUUGGCGUUUAUUUUAUUAACUUCUGUGGAGGUGCAUGUUCUGCUGUCACCAAUGGGAAGAAAAAAAUGGGUUCAAAGAUAAAACCUUGCUGAUUCUUCUGUGCUGGGGAGUAAUUGCCUUUCCAAGGAAUUUGCAAACACUAAGAACAAAUUCACCUCUAACAAUCUCCCACAGGGUUGACAGCGGCUCUGCUUCCUCUUGCUCUUCUGCUCAGCCCGCACACUAGAGUCUCUUUUUAAGCAGGGUGAUGGUCCACCUACCUUUGUGGAUCGAGUAAGUUCAUUUAAUACUCCCCAGCAGGAUUAGUGCAUACUUGCACUCUGCCAACCACAUGCAGUACAAUUUUUAGCUACUAGAUCUGGCAAAUAUAAAAAGAUUGUAAGACAAUCUAUUUCUAAUUGUAGUCACCAGGUACUGCAGGUUGAGUACAAGACCCCUUCUGUGCCGCAUGCUGUACCAGUGCAUAGGAACAUCAUCCAUCGCAUCAAAUUCCUUUUGAUUGAGGCAUCCUGUAAGCAACCUCAGUGCGAAGGUGCUUCUCAGGGCAGCUGUCAGGAGAAUCCCGUCAGGAGAUCCCGUCUGGCUGCUGUGUCAAAUAGCAGUUGCUCUGAUAAACCAGGCAAAAGAAAAAGGGAAAGAAGGCUCGGGAGAAGAGAGGUACCUUAGACCAAGCACUGGCUGCUAAUUGGGCAGAAAAGAGUUAUUUGAUUGAGACAGUGCUCUCUAUGUGGAAUUUCUGUCAUAUUUUUUGUUCAAAUAACUUUCAAUAACAUGUAUAUGGUUUUGGUUUGUUUUUUUUUUUAAAAGGUAGCCCUUUCCACUGAAAAUUUCCCAAGUUGAUUAUUAAGUAGCACUAGUGUCAGUAUGCUGCAUCCAGUGACUUCUCAGUGUUUAGUGGGUAGGUGACGAUAUGUAAGCCGGAGACUUUGGGUGAAGGGGUUGUGAAUCCAUGCUGCUGGCUGUCUUUCCCUAUAAUCAUUCUGAUGGCUUUGGGACAUGGACCAAACAUGCUGCUUUUUGUUUUAAACUUUUAAUUCUUUUCAUGGAAAUGUUGAAAAAUCUUAGCUCCCUCCCCAAUUAUUUUUAUGUUCCGUUUAGUUAAAUUCUCAUCUGGCAUCAGUUUGUGAUUUAAGAACAAUUUCUAUAACACCUGUGAGUAGGACUUUGUAGGACUUUGCAGAUCACAGGAGGUUUAAAACCUGUGGCUGUAGGAGGUGAUGUUUGUAACAUGGUUUUUAUGCUGCCAUUGAAGUUGGGAGGGAUGAGGAAGGGUCUUUGCAGAGAGCUGGUCUCUGUUGCAGCAUGGAUCGAGUCACUGGGCACCAGUGCCUGCUUGCUGGGGUCUGCCAGAUUAGAGGUGCAGGUUGGAUUUUCUUUGGGUAUUUUCCUUGUGGCUUCCCAUUGUGCAAGCGCUUCAGCUUCCUGCUUUGGUAGCAAACAGCAGACUCUGCUGCCUUCAGCAUCAGGAACACAAUCAGCACUGAAGUGGUGCAUCGGGAGCCUGCGGGGGAAUCUUGGGAGGGGAACUGUGUGCCUUCAGAACCAAAAAGUAGUUGGACUUGUCAAAGGCUUUUGCGAAUGAGGAGUUAAACCUGCUUUUGGCAGGGUGGUGGAGCAGGCCUGGGCGUUUUGGCUGUUAACAUGUAUUCAGAUCCUUGUUUUUGCAGGGUGAGAUGGGCCAUUUCAGAAACCUGGGCAAGGAAAAGUGGUAGCAUUUGAACCCCGUGUUCUCAUUCCAGGUCUCCACCGAGAACCGCACCAGGUAUGUCAAUGCCAUCAAUGGGACGGAGGGAGAGUUGUACAGCAUCAUGUUAGGUGGCUGGGGGUGUGUGUGUUACAUCAGGGGGUGCCAGGUGCCCUGUGCCAGAGAUAACCCAGGUAAAUGGGCAUCUGUUGAGACUAGUAGGAUGGUGCAGUGUUCCCAAAAAGUGGUCUUAGCUGUGCCCAUCAAGCUUGCAGGGUAGCAUACUCUGCUAUCAGCACAAUUACCUAUUUAGUGUGUCAUGCGUGUUUGUCUUUAUACAUUGACUGGCAAACUCAGAGCUUUCUGAUGAGCCGGUGAGUAGUGUAAGAGGGCAUUCCCCACAGGAAGGGAGGGAGAGUAAUGUGGGAUUUGUGCCCCAGACAGAGCCCAGGCCUUUUAGUCCUAGGGACAGAGAGCUCCAGACCUGUUGCUUAUCACCAAGGGAGGUGACUCAGGUAGGUGGUCUUCUUCUUUGCUAGAGGGAAUCUGUCACAUCUGCUGGAAAAAAACUGCAUGUGGGGGUCUGCGGUAAUUCUUGCUGGGAAAUCAGUUACAAUACUGGUUAUAUUCCAGCAGCAGAAUAAUUAACAAAAAGAAUUAUUCUGUAAAAAAAAAAAAAAAGCGUUAAUUCUAAUCUGGUGACAGUGACCUGCUUACAUGAUCUAGCAUGUGAUUCACAUCACACCUCUUACAAAGCUGAUUUUAUUUCCCCAGUAUCUCCCUACAACCACAGACUCGUUGCAGUCUGUAAAGGGGAAGAGGCCCUUUCCCUGUGUGCUGCUGAGCGCUGUAAAGGAUUCAGCCCACAAAGCUAUUGAAAACAGCAGCACUUCCACCAUGCAGAUAGUUUGCCCACAUUAGCCAGAGUUUCUUUAGCUAGCUAGCAACACGCCAUCUGGUUCUUCCGAGCCUGAGCUAGUUGCUGUAGCAGGGAAGGGAUCUGCAAAGUGCAAACAGAAAUAGCGAGGAAAGGAGGUUGGCUUAACAGGGAGGAGGGAGACAUCCAAAAUAUGAAGAGGGCUAGUCUGUUUUCAGCACUGGCUGGGGCUGUUGGCACUGGAAACCAACAGGAGGUAUUGGGUAGAACAGGUGAAACGACAGCAAAGCAUCGUUAGGAAGAAGCGUGCAUGUGUGUCUAGCACAUUGUAGAUGCUAUGGGCAGGGAAAUGCCAGUUUUAGAACCUGCAUGUCUUAGGAGCAUGCAGGAAACCCUGCUGUCUUGGGAGGCAGGUGUGCAAAGACGCCUAUACCCUGUCCUGUAACAUUAGAGCUGAGCAUCACCAGUGUUUUCCAUCCUAGAGCUGUGAACAGUAACAGGAAAAUGAGUCAGUCCAUGGCAGAGGCAAAUUUGCUGCGUGGAUUUCAGAAAAGCCCUUGGAAGGAACUGAAGGGGGGCAAGCGAAGGCUGGAAAUGGGUAGUACCAGACAGAUUUCAAAGUGCCAUUUUCUGAAUGUUAGGUUUUCUAGCGUGUAUUUAAGGUGUUGAAGACUGAAGUUUGCUUUUGUUUCAGUACUCUCUCCUUUACCUAUGUCAUUUCUUCUAUUUGCAACUCAGCAGCCAAGGGGAGGGUGCAGAGAAGACGGAGCCAAACCCUUCUCAGAGGCACACAGUGGAAGGAGCAGCAGCGGUAGGCAGAAGUUUAUACAAGAGAAAUUCAGGUUAGGUAUUACAAGACAUUUUUUCACUGCGAGUAUAGCCAAACAGUAUUCAAAGAGGUUGUCUAGAGAGACACUAAAAUCUCCAUCCUGAGAGAUACGCCAAACUUGUCCAGGCAAGACCCUGAGCAACCUGCUGGAAGUUAGCCCUGCUUUGAGGGGGGAGGCAGGGCUGGGACCCAAAGGCCCACCCUUCCCACCCUCCCUGUCGCUCCCCUGGAGUAUAAAAUACUGCCCCACCACAUGCUGCACUGCAUAAUACAAAACAAGGGAUAGAGAGUUUUAUCCUACCGGUGUGUUUCCAGUUACGAUUUUUUUCAUUUAUCAAUGAAUCAUCCAUGAAAUAGCAUCUUGUCUGCCACGGUCUAUGGAGAAGUCCAGCUGCUCCCCAUGCGUGAGCGCAACCUCCAGGUUCCUGUUUCCAUUAGACUAUGCCAAGCUGUAUUUUUGUUACCUUUAUUUUAGUAUUAUCAUGUAAAAAUGGGCAGCUUUAAUGAGCUUCCUAGUUCAUAUCAGUUAAGCUUUUGAAAUGUAUUCAGGUAUCUUUUAAAUACUGCUGUGUAAGUUCCUUUUUUAAUCUGACAUUCUGAUUUAUUAUUUUACUGCAGCUAUCUACAGCAGUACUUAAAAAAAAAAAAUCAGUGCAUUGAUUUUUUGCAAACUGUCAGCUAUGUUAAGCCUCCAGUUUUACUUGGGUUUUAUCAAUGUACUUAAUCUCUUCCCUCUCAGAUCUACAGUUAAAUGUCUUCAUUAUUUUUUAUAUUGCAGUGAAGCUUAUUUAUUUAAUCCUUCCCGUUGUCUUUGCAGUUAGACCCAAUACCAUUGGCUAUGAAGCUGUGAAACUAAUUAGAAAUGAAAAAUGAAGCUAGAUUGGUUAGUUUUACUGCUGGUUGUAAAAUACAGAAAGUAGCAGCAUAAAAGGAGAAUACCAUUGAAAUUACUCAGUCUGGAGCGAAGGGGAGGAAUCACAAAACUAUGGCUGAGAAACUUCUUGGAAAUGAGUUUUAAUCUGAUGAUGUUACUUCACUGGUUCCCCAUUUGGUCAAGUUUAAAAGCUGUUUCUUGAGACCGAGAGGUUUGUCUGGGGUCCGUUCGUUCAUCUAUGUGGCUAGGGCAUUGGUUUGAUAGAGGAGUUUGUGCUCCUGUGAUGUUAUUUUCUUAGAGUUUACACAUCUAAGGAAACUCUAUGGAUUACUGUGAAGCUUUUAUUUAAUAUUUCAUUGCAUGUCAAUUGGUGACUGAACAGAACUCUUGGCUUAAAGAGGCGAGGGCCGGUGGGGAGGAGGAAGGUGUUAUUCUGUCAUGGAGGCUGGCAGCUGUGGGUUACACUAACAAAAGACAGACAGCGCAAUUCGCCUGAUGACAGCUUUGAUUUUGGCAAGAGGUGUGAAGCCUCGUCACCCCUGCAGCUGUCCCCUGCCCACGGGGUGCUUUCAGUAGGCUGCACCCGUGCCAGAGUCAAGGUGAAUUAGUCCUAAGUUUGCUCCAUAAAAACACAGGGAUGUUUGUUCGCACAGGCCGUCAUCGCUGCGUGUGUUUACAGGCUGAGGGCAAACUGGAUCUCUGAUGGAGAUGCAGGGAAUGAUAUUGUAGGUGGUGCGCAGGUACUUCUCUCACAUGUUAGAGGGUUUCCUAAGCCAGGGUUAUGCUGUUGGGGGAAGCAGCCCAUCGGGAUUGCGGGUGAAUUUGGGAUGAAGAGCAGAAUUUUGUCAUACCCUUUGCUUAAAACUAAUUCCUUUUGGCUCCUCUGAAGUGCUUGCCUGGGCAGAAAGCUGAUGUGUGACAGCUUCCAGGGCUAUGUUGUCACAGGGCAAAGUGACUGGGAAAAGUAUUUUGAAGUGAAAGCGGAGUGUUGUCAUUCAAAUAAUGCAUGUUUCUUUUGUGUUUGUGUAUGUAAAAUUGCUGACAGUUAGGACAGGCCAAGGAGUGCAAGAGUGAUCCUUCUUGGUGGCAAAACAGGGACUUUUCUGAAUAAGCUCUUUUAAAAGCUGAGUUAUGAAGAGAAUAAUACGCAGCCAUAUGUUCUUGCGGUAACAUAUUCCUCACCUUGUGCCCCAUGCUUACAGGGAGGGUUAGCAAAGGACGAGAGAAGACUGUAUCAGAGGUCAGUUCACAGAAAUGAAAGCAAGCUAUUCAAAGUACUGCUUUUGUUUGAAAAGGGAAGGGAACGGAGGCGGUUUUCCCCUAAGCGUCUGCUACCUUAAACACUAGCUGAAGCUCCCAUGAGCUAUGUCCCCUCCUUUCCCCAGCAUCACCCCCAUCUUUCCUGUAAAACACUGUGAAUAUGACACCAGUAGCUCUUUUUAACAUUUCCAUUAAAACUGCUCAGAGCAUGUAAUGCUGUCCUACGCUGUCAUGCAGUGACGCUGUAGCAGACAAGAUGUGACCGAGUACCCUGUUCAGCUGAACAAUAACCCCCAAACAGGGACACUGAUGAUUGAGCACUUCCUUGCAGAGCAGUGGAAGAGUAUUGUAACAAGAGCUUAACAAUGUAAGUGGCUUUAUAUAGCAAUUUGCUAAUCAAAUUUGAUUUCAUAAUGAACUAAACUGACAAUCAAUUUCUAAAAUAUAAAAGCUUCUUAGAGGGAAUAGUCAAGUAUGUCUUCAACAGAAAGAUUUAACUGGGAUAACUUUUAAUAGAGAGCACAGGAUUUUUUCCUUUUUUUUUUUCCUUUUUUUUUUUUUUUUUUUUGAGCAAUCACUCCAGAAAUUGAGUUGCGUUAAGCAGCAGAAGAUUCACAGGACAGUAACUACCUCUCUCUCUCGGAGUGCUGAGGUUACCACGCUACACACUCUAUCAGCAAAGCUUUCACUUAAACCAGAUUUGUUUUCCUUACCUCUGUUUCAGAAACGCAGGUCUGCUCUGUAAAGUGACUCUUAUGAAAAUGGCAUCUGGCAGGAACAGGGGGAAGCCUUUUGGGGUCCAUCGUCCCUCUUUGCCGCCAGUUUCUUGCUGUGACCCUUGCAGGUUCGCUCUGGGGCUGCGACAGUUCGGGGUGGAUUUGUUACUUCACGUAUUCUGUGUAAUAGCGAACUGUCCCACGGGCCCGAGACUGCGGGCUCAGCUUCCUGCACUGGGAAAUUAGUUAAUGGUGUGGAAGGUAAGAGGAGAAUACAUCUCCCUCCUGCCUCCAAGGGAGCAGGCAGCAGUAAAAAAAAAAAAAAAAAAAAAAAAAAAAAAAAGCAAUAAAAUAAAAUACAAAACGCUUUUAUAUGUUGUUCAUUAGUCAGCAGAUCUGACUCUGCAAAUUUAUAUAUAUAUACAAAAACAGAGAGCAGAUCUCUCAUGUCAAAAGGUGCCAUUUUUUUUCUAAACAGAGUCCCUUUCCAAACUAGAACAGCACUUUAAAUAGGUUCCUUUUAAAAAAAAAAAAAAAAAAAAAAAAAAAAAAAAAAAAAAAAGAAAAAAAAAAAAGAAAAAAAAAAAGAAAAACCCUUUGCUGAAGAAAUGCACUUUAAAUCCUAACAUGAGUAUGGCUGUUGCUGGCUUUUGACACAGCUGUACAGGUAGGUGGCUUCUUGUCAGCCAGAGCCCAGGAGGGAGCGACGUUGCCAGACCCUGGGCUGCCAUCGGCAGCCCAAAAACUACCGCAGCUCUACCUCCCGCUCCCGCAGCCCUCCUGGCCUGGCACUGCCCCUGCCCACACUACAGACAGGAGUUUCCACCGCAACCGCAAACCUGGUUGCAGCUCAGCCGUGCUGUAGCACUAACAGGACUGGCAUGCAUCAGCCUGUUAGAAUACUUUUGUAAUCGGUCAAUGAAAACCCACCUUUGCCUGUAAAGAAUAUUUAAACCCCGUUCAUAAUAGGUCAGAAGUUACACCCAGUUACAACACAGCAGAUGGCCCAUCGACCUGCACAGGGCUGAGCUAACUUGAACGAGCAAAGCCACAACAAAGUUGUUGCUGGGGUUGUGGGUUUUCUUCCGUAACAUGGAUAUGGAGCCCUAGUCAGUUCAGCUUUUUUUUUUUUUUUUUUUUUUUUUUAAAUCCAAGUUUGCCUGUCCCACAUUGGUUCUGCUCUGAGCUGGUUUGCAGAGUAACCAUUUGUAAGAAAAAUUGUGCUGUCACCUUCAACUGUUGACCUAUAAAUCAGACUUUUUAGGACAGGUGUCCUAACACUCAAAACUUACUUUCACAGUUAAGAAAUUUCCUGCUGUACUAAUUAUUCUCUCUCUUUUUUUUUUUUUUAAAUUAAUUUUAUUUUUGGUUGCAAUCCUUAUUUCAAGAAGAAAAAAAAAGGUCAGUGUUCACACUAGUCUGCAGUAGGUUGAAGAGUGAUCCUGCUGCAUGUAACUUGUGGAUAUCAGACUGUUCUUAAAUGAUUUUACAAGUUGGUCCUCCACCAUCGCUUUCCUUUUCCUCUUCCAGUGGGAGCUGGCAGAUAGAAACUCUUUGGAGGGGCCACUGGCUCUGUGCCCAACCGCUUACAGAGAGGGCCAGUGCUGCUGGAGGGGGGACAGGCAAAGGUGGUAAGAAAACCAGAGUUGGGGAAGGGGGAAAUCAAACCAAGGUAGAGGGGACUGUACAAUUGCAUUGAAAGCAGUUUAGCAAAAAGCGCUCUCAUUGGACAGCUUUAAGAACAAUGUGAAUGAAAACUUAGCAACUUGGGUAGGAAUCUUUGAAAAUUCUAUAAGUGUAUACUUGAAAUACUGUUUGUAUUAAAAAAAAAACAACACAAAUUGCAUUUUCUUCUUUCUUUUAACACUGUGUAAAAGAACAUUAUGCAUGUGAAUGGUUUGAGAAUUAAAUGGUUUAAUACUCA
This is a messenger RNA of Aquila chrysaetos chrysaetos, 17569 nucleotides long. It is a transcript of the gene ZBTB37, whose product is annotated as zinc finger and BTB domain containing 37. The record is from RefSeq and is a predicted model, not a curated record. Gene Ontology annotation, molecular function: protein binding; RNA polymerase II cis-regulatory region sequence-specific DNA binding; DNA-binding transcription factor activity, RNA polymerase II-specific. Gene Ontology annotation, biological process: regulation of transcription by RNA polymerase II. Bases 249 to 1760 code for a protein of 503 amino acids. NCBI's taxonomy places the organism in Eukaryota, Metazoa, Chordata, Aves, Accipitriformes, Accipitridae. The transcript has 5 exons.